Molecule: messenger RNA, 1341 nt
Organism: Ochotona curzoniae (black-lipped pika)
Lineage: Eukaryota; Metazoa; Chordata; Mammalia; Lagomorpha; Ochotonidae
Product: 60S ribosomal protein L3-like
Exons: 10
Coding region: 1-1341 (446 amino acids)
Biological process (GO): translation; ribosomal large subunit assembly
Cellular component (GO): cytosolic large ribosomal subunit; ribosome
Molecular function (GO): structural constituent of ribosome; RNA binding
Source: RefSeq, a predicted model, not a curated record
AUGGCGGCGGCCGCUCUUGCUCCUUCCCACUGCGGAGGACGCUCUGGGCAGCUGCGCUUGCGCGGUGGCGGCCGCGAAGCCGCCUGGGACUUGGAGUUCGCCAGGCUAGCUCCUGCGCAUUCCCACCGGAAGUUCUCAGCUCCUCGGCACGGACACCUGGGCUUUCUGCCCCACAAGAGGAGCCGCCGACACCGGGGCAAGGUGAAGACAUGGCCACGGGAUGACCCCAGCCAGCCUGUGCACCUCACGGCCUUCCUGGGCUACAAGGCGGGCAUGACACACACCCUGCGGGAGGUGCACCGCCCGGGGCUCAAAAUCUCCAAGCGGGAGGAGGUGGAGGCAGUGACCAUAGUGGAGACGCCGCCGCUGGUGGUGGUGGGCGUGGUGGGCUACGUGGCCACGCCUCGCGGCCUGCGCAGCUUCAAGACCGUGUUCGCCGAGCAUCUCAGCGAUGAAUGCCGCCGCCGCUUCUACAAGGACUGGCACAGGAGCAAGAAGAAGGCUUUCACCAAGGCUUGUAAAAGGUGGCGUGAUGCCGAUGGCAAGCGACAGCUCCAGAGGGACUUCGCUGCCAUGAAGAAGCACUGCAAAGUUAUCCGGGUCAUCGUCCACACCCAGAUGAAGCUGCUGCCCUUCCGGCAGAAGAAAGCCCACAUCAUGGAGAUCCAGCUGAACGGCGGCACAGUGGCUGAGAAGGUGGCCUGGGCCCAGGCCCGGCUGGAGAAGCAGGUGCCGGUGCACAGCGUCUUCAGCCAAAGCGAGGUCAUUGAUGUCAUUGCUGUCACCAAGGGCCGGGGGGUCAAAGGGGUCACGAGCCGCUGGCACACCAAGAAGCUACCGCGCAAGACCCACAAGGGCCUGCGCAAGGUGGCCUGCAUUGGUGCCUGGCACCCGGCCCGUGUAGGCUGCUCCAUCGCCCGGGCUGGGCAGAAGGGUUACCACCACCGGACGGAGCUCAACAAGAAGAUCUACCGCAUUGGUCGGGGGCUGCACGUGCAGGAUGGGAAGAUGGUUAGAAACAACGCGUCCACCAACUACGACGUGACGGACAAGUGCAUCACACCACUGGGCGGCUUUCCUCACUACGGGGAGGUUAACAACGACUUCGUCAUGCUGAAGGGCUGCAUUGCGGGCACCAAGAAGCGGGUGAUCACGCUGAGGAAGUCCCUCCUGGUGCACCACAGCCGCAGGGCCCUGGAGAGCAUUGAGCUCAAGUUCAUCGACACCACCUCCAAGUUCGGGCACGGCCGCUUCCAGACGGCCCAGGAGAAGAGGGCCUUCAUGGGCCCCCAGAAGAAGCACCUGGAGAAGGAGAAGCCGGAGGCCGCGGGGGACCUGUAG